Molecule: messenger RNA, 1061 nt
Organism: Bipolaris maydis ATCC 48331
Lineage: Eukaryota; Fungi; Ascomycota; Dothideomycetes; Pleosporales; Pleosporaceae
Product: small GTPase superfamily
Biological process (GO): regulation of vacuole fusion, non-autophagic
Cellular component (GO): vacuole; fungal-type vacuole membrane; late endosome
Molecular function (GO): GTP binding; GTPase activity
Source: RefSeq, a predicted model, not a curated record
GCACUUGCUCACCGUACCUGCGCCCCCAAACCCCAUCUCCCUUGCUCGCUUCCUCGAGACGACAUCUCCCAGAGCUGCACGACCCGUCACCGACCACCGGCCUUCUCGCCAUACAACCCCGCAUCAUUCAGACUCGGCUUGACGUCGCAGACUGCUGAGCUUCGCGCCUUGAGUCAAUUGCGCACUCCCCAGUCUUCACACGCUCCACAUACUCUGUCCACCAUGGCUUCAAGAAAGAAGGUCCUCCUCAAGGUCAUUAUCCUCGGAGACAGCGGGGUCGGCAAAACGAGCUUGAUGAACCAAUAUGUCAACAAGAAGUUCAGCGCAAGCUACAAAGCAACCAUCGGCGCCGAUUUCCUGACCAAGGAAGUGCUCGUUGACGACAGGCUCGUCACCAUGCAGCUUUGGGACACGGCCGGCCAGGAGCGCUUCCAAUCGCUGGGCGUUGCCUUUUACCGUGGCGCCGAUUGCUGCGUGCUCGUGUACGACGUGAACAAUUCCAAGAGUUUCGACACCCUCGAUAGCUGGAGAGACGAGUUUCUUGUCCAGGCCAGCCCCAUGGACCCAGAGAGUUUCCCAUUCGUCGUCAUUGGCAACAAGAUUGAUGUGGAAGAAAGCAAACGCAUGAUUUCGUCCAAGCGCGCCAUGGCCUUUUGCCAAUCAAAGGGCGGCAUUCCUUACUUCGAGACGAGCGCCAAGGAGGCCAUCAACGUUGAACAAGCUUUUGAAGUCAUUGCACGACAAGCUUUGGCGCAAGAAGACGUCGGCGAUUUCAGCAACGACUUCCCCGAGACGAUCCCGAUUGAUCUCAAGGGAAACGAGGGUGGUUGUGCAUGCUAGUGAACACGUUGACAGAAUGGGCAUGGCCGAUAGCAAGAUUAGUGGAUAUGUUUAUGCCGAAACGCCGCCUUGCAUGUGGAGUUGAUAUGGCGUCUGGUGUUUUGGCAUAAUUUUUUUGCGGCAGAAGCAUUUUCUGCAACGUAUUCUUUUUGACGGAUUUCAUCGUUUGCAAGUCUAUGUAGCUGCAUAUACUCAAUACACAAUACAAACACCUCGGCUAC